UUGAGUUUGUGCAUACUAAAAUUUUGUAUACACUUAAGUUAAAAAAAAAAUUUUUUUUGGAGUUAAAACAAUGUGAAAAAAAAAAACUAAACAUAUGUGAAUAUGUAAAAAACAAUUGAAUGUGCUAAAUAAUUGCUAAAACAAAAGAAUCAAGUGUAAAUCUAGUUAUUCAUUUGUUUCAAGUGAAAAUAUAAAAAAAAAAAAAAGAAUCAAAUGAAACGGGGUACAAUGGCGCUGUUAAAAUGACUUCAAUAAACGCUGAAACAAAUCAUAAAACUGAUACUAAAAAUAAAGAAUUUGGUGGCAAUUGUGAUAAAUUUAUUGAUAGAAAAUGUUCUGAUACGAAUCAAUUAAUACUCAAUGGACAUCCAAAUUUACCGGGGCUCUUAAUGUCAAUGGCGGCUAAAACAUCAUUUAUUAACAAUAAUACGUCGAAUGUUUUAGUCAAAGGUGAAAAACGUCCACGGGCCCAUCAUGAUAAUUAUGGGCCAAUUAAUAAACGUUACAAAACAUUGGAUACAAAUAAUGAUCAUACAAGUUCGAAUGAAGAAUUGGAGGAAUUCAACACACGAAGAGAAAACAUGAGUAGCCCAUCGAUAAAAAUCGAAUCACCAACAUCGCCAGAGAAUUCAUCAGGAUCUGUACGCCAGAAGAUGAGUCGUAGCCGAUCAUUAGACGCAACAUACUCCGACACCACAAUUACAAAAUUAAUUAGUUGUGUACCUUGGUUCAGUAAAGACAUUCCAGAUGAAAUCAAUGAACAGACAAGCAAGAUAAAAGAAUGGUCAUUUUAUCCUCACUCUAAAAUGAAUCUAAAACGUAGUAAUUCAGAAGAAUGUGUAUCGAUAAACGAUACAUUCAGCGAUAAUUAUCGUGAUAUAAUCUUUUCAUCAUCACAAAAAGGUUUAUAUCAUCGAUUUAAAACUCAAAUCGACGAUCAAGAUGUUUCGACGCAUGAAUUGGACGAGCUAAAACAAAAAUUUGAUACACGUGUUGGGGAAAUUAGUAAGGAACGCGAACGUGCAACAAACUGUGAUGAAACUUUCGAUACGGAUAACACCGAAAAUCCGGACGAAACCUAUUUAACAUUUUUGGAUCGUUUAACAGAACAAGCACAAAAUCAAUAUUGUCCGAAAAUCAAGGAAGAAAUUAAAAUCGAACCGGAAGAAGUGAAAGAAGAAAUUAAACAACCAACAGUCGUGCCGCCAAGUAAAUCGUCGUCGAGUAGCAAAUCGAGUAAAACCGAUGAUAAACGAAGACAUCAUCAUUCGAGUUCGAGCAGUCGACAUUCUUCGUCCGAUCAUCAUAAAUAUCGAUGCUCGUAUUGUCAACGGAGCAAAACACGUUACUCGACGAAAAGUGUCCAAUGUGAAUUAGGUAUGCGAAGUAAAUCGUCGAAGUAUUCGAAAAAUAUGAAUACACUGUUAUUAGAUAAUACAAUAUCUCAUCUGGAUGGUUUAAAGUAUUCCAAAUACAUCCAUAUUGAGACACAUUGUAAUGGGGGCGCUCAAGUUGUACAUAUGUAUCAAAAUGAGAUUGAGAAUUUAUCGAAAUCUCAAAUGGAUGAACUUACACAAGAAUUUUUUAAGCUCGCAUUCUCUGAAGAUGAAAAUAAUCAUGCUAAGUAUGUAAUGGCAAUUGUACAUGGGGCAGCUGUAUAUUUACCCGAUUUAUUGGAGUACAUGGCUGCGCAUUAUCCAAAUUUAACAGUGAAGAGUGGUGUGCUUGGACGUAACUCAGAUAUUGAAACGUGUACUUUGGGACAAUAUAAUGAACAAGUACGGAAGCAUUAUGAUAAAGGGACCGUGAGAUAUGGACCCUUACAUCAAUUGAGUUUGGUGGGUGUUGCUCAUGAAGAAGUUGGCGGUUAUUUUCCUGAUUUAUUGGAUCGAUUACAGGAAAAUCCUUUUCUUAAUGCGGUAAUGCCUUGGGGUAGUUUAUCUGUGAUACAAAUGAAACGGCAAGAAUCAAACGAUGGCCCAAUAUUUUGGGUACGACCUGGUGAACAACUUGUUCCUACAGCUGAAAUUGGCAAAUCACCUUGUAAAAGACGCAGAACUGGUAUAAACGAACUUAAAAAUUUACAAUAUUUACCUCGAUUAUCGGAAGCCCGACAAUAUCUAUUCGAGGAUCGGACCAAAGCCCAUGCAGAUCAUGUAGGAGCUGGAUUGGAUCGGAUGACAACAGCUGCUGUUGGCGUUUUGAAGGCUGUGCAUGCCGGUCAUGUUGAAGGUCCAAUUAAUCGAAUCACUAAAGAUGUUGUUGCGUUCCAUGCAAGAGAUUUUGAUACACUUGCUGAGAAAUUACAAUUAGAUUUACAUGAGCCACCCACGUCACAAUGCGUUACUUGGAUUGAAGAUGCAAAAUUAAAUCAAUUAAGACGAGAAGGAGUCACGUACGCUCGAAUACCAUUGUAUGAUAACGAUAUUUAUUUUCUACCUAGAAAUAUAAUACAUCAAUUUCGAACUGUUACAGCGGUUACUUCAAUAGCUUGGCAUGUACGCUUAAAACAAUACUAUACCGACGUGGAAAAAACAAAAGAUUUUGUACACGCACGUGUGGUGAAUGAUCCGGUUCACGAAUUUCGUGAGAAUAAAACCGUUGGUACAAAAAAGGUGCACAAAACAGUGAGUACAGAUACGGAACCCGCACGUAAAGAGCAUAAAAGUAACCAAGAUGAUCGAAGUACAGCUACAGCAAAACCUCAUCACACAUCAAGCAGCAACCAUGAUAAACAGAAAAGACAUCAUGAACAUCACAAUAAUGUGACGAAACAUUCAGAUAACAAUCGAGCGGAUAACAGCAGCCAUCACAGAUCAUCAAAUUCUGUGCAUUCCUCUUCGUCCUCACAUAAACGUGACCAUAAAAAACAUUCUUCGUCUUCGGACAAAGAUAAAAAUCGUUCAUCAUCAUCAUCAUCAAAGCAUAAACAUUCAUCAUCUUCGUCCAGUCAUCGAAAUCAUUCAUCGUCAAAAUCAUCGAAGACGACUUCGACAAGUUCGAAUAGCAAACGUGACGAAUCUGAUAAAAUUGAGAACGGUAUCAAAAAAUCACCAGAACAAUCAAAGGAUAUCAGUUUAAAUCAAACUUCCCCUCGACCACAAUUAUUAUCGAAUGGUCCUGGUUCGAUGCCGUCUACAACGACCGCUUCAAAUGUUACAACACCGCCGGCGUCGGCAACAGUAUCAACAUGUCCACCUCCACCCCCGUCAACUAACACGACAUUAGUAAAGCAUGAAAUAAAAAAACCGUUACCGAAAAUUGUGAAACCGUCAACAGUGAAUUUAUUGGACACGAUUAUUCAAAGUAUGAAUAAUACUACAAAAAUGUAACGAUUUUUGGGUCACGAUUUUUCAGUUAAGAGUACAAAGACGAUUUAUAUAUAUUUUUCGAAGGAAUUUCGAAGUUUUUUUUUCUUUUUAACAAAUAAUCCGGAUGUUAGGCGAUUUUUUUCCCCCGUUCCAGUGAAAAACGUUUGAAGAUAAAUUUUCAUAAGUGUGUGAUUGAAAAAUUAUGAACAGUUUCGAAGUUUGAAUUGUAAGUGUUUAACUGACGCGACGUCCAAAGUCUCCAAAAAAAUAUCCAAA
Molecule: messenger RNA, 3587 nt
Organism: Chrysoperla carnea
Lineage: Eukaryota; Metazoa; Arthropoda; Insecta; Neuroptera; Chrysopidae
Exons: 6
Coding region: 243-3332 (1029 amino acids)
Cellular component (GO): nucleus
Source: RefSeq, a predicted model, not a curated record